AUGGAGAUACGCCGAGAUCGGGGCUCCCGCCCCUCGGCAUCGUGCAUGACUUUUUCGGCUCAAGCCUGGCUCAAGCCGUUUGAAGUGCACAGCUUGACCAUGCGACGUUUAUCGGCGUUGACGGUUGCUGCGGCCAGCCUUGCAAUACGCGCGGCAGAGCCAAUCCGCGUCCUCUUUGUCGGCAAUUCGUACACAUAUGUCCACGACUUGCCCCACCAGUUUGAGCACGUCGCCGAAAGCCUCGGGGCCGACGUUGAGGUGAACAGUUCGACGAUCGGUGGUUGUACGUUGUACGCGCAACAGGCCGAGUUUGACAAUGCAACUGCUGCGCUUCUUGCGCAGGGCUGGGACUACAUCGUUUUGCAGGACUACUCUGUGCUGCCUGCGGUCCAGAAGGCGCGGGAGUUGUACUUGGAGCCCGCGGUGCGUGGUUUCAUCAGUCGCAGAGGACGGGCCAAGAUCGUUUUGUAUAUGACUUGGGGCUACCAUUCCGGCCUAGACAGUGCCUGUCCUUCCAGCGACGUCGGUAAUUGUUUUCCGUUAGGGAAGUUGGAAGAUUUGACAGAUCCCAGUUGCCACGUCAGCAGGUCUUUCCAGGAUAGCAUCGGGACCUUCGAAUGCAUGGGCUAUGCUCUUGCGCGGGGCUACUUCGCCGCCAAAGACGUCGGGGCAGACCUCGUUGCUCCUUGUGGCUUGGCCUGGCAGGUCGUUCGCGGCUCGAAAGCCGUCCCUGAUGGCUGCCGGGCGGCCAUUGACGCGCAGUACGACAAGCCUGCUCCGCUGGCGCUGCCCCUUCAGGUCCCAGAGGGUGAGGACGGCGCACUUCAGCUCUACAUCAUGGAUCCGCGUACUAGGUUUGAUGCUACGUUGGGGACGAAAGCAAAGACGAUGUACGACAAGCACCAGAAUCUGGCAGGAUGCUAUCUGAACGCGCUCGUCCUCUACACCACGAUCUUCGGCAAGUCGCCCCUGGGCAGCGCACCGCCCAACGCGCCCCUGACCGACGCCAACCUUGUGACUUUGCAGAAGGCCGCCCAGGGCGCAGUCAGGGAGUGCGGCGCUGCAUGCGGCCAGGCUGCCUCCGCAGCAGGGGCCGCCGACGAUGCUGGGGACGGCGGCAGGCCAGGGCCGCGCGACGCUUUGCUAGACGUGCUGCCGUUCCAGGGCCGCUCGAGGAACGGCGUCUUCUCGGACCGCGGCGCGUGGCACGGCUUCGCGCUCCCCGCUGGCGAGGCCGAGGUGGGCGGCUUCUCGGGCCCCAUGGUGCACGGCCAGUGGAACGGGGCGAAGCGCAUCUGGAUGAGCCCCAAGGCGCUGGUGCGCUUCGCGCCGAGCCAGAACUGGGGCGAGGCGCUGCCGAAGCCCUCGGGGCUCGCCGCGGGCUUCGUGCCCGGCGCCCUGCGGCAGGAGUAUUAUCUGGGCAAGCUGCUGGUGAAGCAGGAGCUCGCCUUCGUCGGCCGCCGCGUGUCCGCCGUGCGGGUCGCGGUGACGAACACUGGCCGGGCGGCGCUUGGCCUCCAGUUCAACUACGAGGGCACCGCCGAUGCCGAGAGCCAGCUGAAGGCGGCCAACCCCGCCGCCGCCUCGGGCGACAGCGCGGGCGUGUCGCUGAGGGUGCCCGUGAGCGAGGCCACGAAGACGAAGGGGGCCUUUCAGCCAGUCGUGAACGUGCGCUUCGACCCCUCGUGGGCUUACCACGUUUCCGUUAAGGAGGGCACGUCGUACUCGACCAAGUCGGGGGAUCCCUACUUGAUGAUGCCAGGCCAGAGGCGGGUGGUGUACUACACCGUGUCGCUGUGCAUCGAUGAGAACGAGCAGCGCGAGGCAAAGGAGCUGUCCAGGCAGUUCUUCGCGGAGCCGGAGGGCUUCUUCCGGACGGCCGCGGAGCGCUGGGACGGUUACUUGCGGUCUACGGUCGGCGACGUCGGGAGCGGUGGUCCCUCGGAGCUGCAGCGCAUCGCGGCGAAGGCUGUCAGCACCCUGAUCCUGAACUGGCGGGGGGCGAGCGGCACCACGCUGCUGCACGACGGCGUGCAGCCGUCGAUCACCACCUUCCACGGCUUCUGGGCGUGGGACUCCUGGAAGAAACACGCAGCCGCCCUAUCAAUGUUUGACCUGGAGCUGGCCAAGUCCCAGCUGCGGGUGAUGUUCGACUUCCAGGGGACCAGCGGCGGCAAAGAGGGUAUGGUCCCGGACAAGGCGAACUUGCCGCCCGAGGGCGGGCAGGCGUGGGGCAACACGAAGCCUCCGCUGGCCGCCUGGGCCGCCUGGCUGGUCUACCUCCGCGGGGGGCGAGACGUCUCCUUCCUGAAGGAGAUGUUUCCGAAGCUCGAGGCCUACCACGGGUGGUGGUUCCGCUUCCGGGACCACGACCAGAACGGGCUUUGCGAGUUCGGGGCCACGGGCAACAGCACCCAAGCAGCAAAGUGGGAGAGCGGCAUGGACAACGCCCCCCGCUUCGACGGCCUGAGGGGCCUGCUGAGGAACGGGCCGAAGGGGCAGGGCUGGAGCGCCGCCCAGGACUGUCUGUCGACUUGA
Prorocentrum cordatum is the source of this 2538-nucleotide messenger RNA. Lineage: Eukaryota; Dinophyceae; Prorocentrales; Prorocentraceae. The record is from the annotation of a GenBank genome assembly.